GGGCGUGACGAGUAUCCCCUUCCUCCACUCGGGAUUAGGGUUCUUGGAUCGAUGGCCCGGCAGCGCGAAUUGGAGGGCGGCCAGAGUAGUGAUUCCCGGCAUAGCUUAGCUCCGUGAGAGGCGUGUUCUAGAUUUGCAGCGGCAUUGUGGGAAUGGAGCUGGGGAGGAGCUCAUUCUGGCGAUGAAAGCUGGGGAUUUCUACGAAGUAAGCCUAUGAGUGUCUUGAAUCGCUACAAAGAUCUGGAUUUAGGGCAGCAAAUGGCGUCGAUUGAGGUCCUGGGAUUCUCGGCACUGUGUACCUGUGCCGCGGUGCUGCUCUCCACAUGGCAUAUUUACAUGCAUCUCAUGAACUACACGGAGCCGACGUUCCAACGCUACAUUGUGAGGAUCAUCUUCAUGGUUCCGGUCUAUGCGAUGAUGUCUUUCCUCUCGCUCGUGUUGAACGACAAAUCCAUUUACUUCAACUCUAUACGAGAUAUAUACGAAGCCUUCGUGAUCUACAACUUCUUGUCCCUGUGCCUAGCUUGGGUCGGUGGUCCCGGCGUCGCAGUCCAGAACUUAAGUGGUCGAGUUUUGAAGCCAUCAAUCCAGCUGAUGACUUGUUGCUUCGCUCCCAUUCCUCUCGACGGGCGUUUCAUUCGAAGAUGCAAGCAAGGCUGCUUGCAAUUCGUCAUUCUCAAGCCCGUUCUCGUUGCGGUGACUUUUAUUCUGUACGCCAAGAACAAGUACGAAGACGGGAACUUUAGCACGCGGCAGAGCUACCUGUACAUCACAAUCAUCUACACGCUCUCCUACUCUCUAGCCCUGUACGUGCUCGUCCUCUUCUACGUCGCCUGCAAAGAGCUUCUCCGGCCUUUCAAGCCCGUGCCAAAGUUCGUGAUCAUCAAGUCAGUGGUGUUCUUGACGUACUGGCAGGGCGUCCUGGUUUUCCUGGCUGCAAAGUCUGGGCUCAUAAAGAACGCCGACGACGCAGCGGACGUCCAAAACUUUAUAAUCUGCAUCGAGAUGGCGGGUGCUGCAGUUGGGCACCUCUACGCCUUUCCUUUCAAGGCUUACGCCGAAUCAAAGGCGGGUACUGCAGGAGGACUUGCCGGAAGCUUUACGCACGCCUUAAAUCUCAAAGACGUCGUCUAUGACACAGUUCACCAGUUUGCUCCUACAUAUCACGACUACGUCCUGUACAGCGAGGAAGACGCUCGAAAGUAUCGAUUGAGAACGGGGCAAGAGAUGGAAACGAUGCAUCCUCACGCAUUCACCGACGCGGACACCAAUCCCAUCCGCUAUGAAUCUCAUCCAGUUGGGCCGCUCUACGAGACAUCACUGCUGGACACGCUACCUCCAGGCCAAGCAACAUCGCCCAUCAGAAAGAGCAGCUCGGAGCUCAAGACCGCGGCGGUGAUGAAAGCUACCAUCGACGCCAAGAUGGCAGGAGACAAAGCUCACUCGGACGAGAUCAACAUCUUGUGAGCUCUAUAGUUUUAUCGACGCCUGCGAGAAAGAGAGAAAACUUCUGGAGAAAAAAAUGAGAAUUCGAUUCAUUUUUUCUUUCGUUAUACAAAUGAUAGAAUGUCUUGGCA
This is a messenger RNA of Selaginella moellendorffii, 1577 nucleotides long. RefSeq names its product transmembrane protein 184A. Gene Ontology annotation, molecular function: transporter activity. The coding region runs from base 214 to 1467 and encodes 417 amino acids. Gene Ontology annotation, biological process: transport. The record is from RefSeq and is a predicted model, not a curated record. Lineage: Eukaryota; Viridiplantae; Streptophyta; Lycopodiopsida; Selaginellales; Selaginellaceae. The transcript is spliced from 6 exons.